AAAAAUAUACUAGUUGAAAACGAUGUAAAGCUGGACAAGGAUGGUCUGACUGACCUCUACAUCCAACAUGCCAUCCCCCUGCCCCAGAGGGACUUGCCAAAGAGCAGGUGGGGGAAGAUGAUGGAAAAGAAGAGACAGCAAAAUGAGUUGAAAAGUGAGAAUAAAAGUGUUACGACGGUGGAAGGCUUGAGGAAAAGGCCUUUGAUUGUGUUUGAUGGCAACUCAACAAGUACAAGCAUCAAGGUGAAGAAGACAGAGAACGGGGCUGCUGAGCGCCUGAAGCCUCCUCCAGCUGGCAGCACCACCAACACUGUGAGGAGGUUAUCAGCUCCUUCACAUGCCUCCACCUACAUCUCAGCCUCCAGUUUCUCAGAGGACGCUAAGCUGGGAGUGAGGAAUAAGGAGGCUAAGCAGAACAAUGUUGCAAAGACUAACAGCAGUGUGUUGGCUGGGCUGAAGGCCUACCCCGUGUCUCCAGUAGCAGGAACUACUGCUGUGAAGUUAAAGAGAGCUGGUCCAAAAGAAGAGUCUGAUUUGCCGAAUGACCUAAAGCCUACGGAAGCAAAGAAGAAAAUCCAGCAUGUUACAUGGCCAUGAAGUAGCUAAUGGUGCUUGAAACAGAAAUGUUGCUUCCAUAUUUUCAAACAGAUAAGUCAUAUUUAAACGGUUUAAGUACAAUUCUUUUUAAACCUUACAGGGAUUCAAGUUGCUGUGAAGUUUUAACAAGUUUAAAGGUUCCCUGUUGUAAAUCUGGAGUCAUAAUCACCAGUCACCUUAAGAGUGUCUUGUACACCAGGUAGUUCAUUCCUUCUUUGAAAGGUGGCAAUAUUACAACAUACUAACACCCCCUUCCCUUUUAGAUUUCAGGAUUAUUAUAGUUCAUCUCCUGCAUGUCACUACAAUUCACACACAU
Molecule: messenger RNA, 913 nt
Organism: Merops nubicus (carmine bee-eater)
Lineage: Eukaryota; Metazoa; Chordata; Aves; Coraciiformes; Meropidae
Gene: TSLIG2
Product: chromosome unknown open reading frame, human C2orf49
Exons: 3
Biological process (GO): embryonic morphogenesis
Cellular component (GO): tRNA-splicing ligase complex
Source: RefSeq, a predicted model, not a curated record